GCGGCUCAAGUUGUUGCUGUGGUGUGGGUUCCAUCCCUAGCUCAGGAACUUCCUUUAAAAAAUUUAAUGGCAUAUAGAAAUGUAUAGUUUAAUAUACUACACUUAAAAUAUUUCUUCUAAUUUGUUAGACAUACUAUAACAGGGAUAUUUUAUUGAGGCCCUCUGAAAAACAUCUGGUGCUAGGACCUAGUGGAAUUUAGGCGACUUCAGUAGGAGGUGAAACACCACACCCGGGGGUGUGGUACUGUGCAGGCAGGCACAGAAAAGCCAGUUCUUCCACAUUUAAGCUACUCAGACUUUCAUCUCUCUCGUACUACCUCCAAGAUUCCAGGAGCAUUUACACUCGCUUAGGAAACCAAAAACAUGUUUCUUGCAAAGGCUCUCUUGGAAGGGGCAGAUCAAGGUCUCGGACAAGCUCUUGGAGGCCUUCUUGGAGGUGGCGGUCAGAGAAGAGGAGGAGGAAAUAUUGGAGGGAUAGUUGGAGGAAUUGUGAAUUUUAUCAGUGAGUCUGCAGCAGCUCAGUACACCCCGGAACCACCACCCACUCAGCAGCACUUCACCAACGUGGAGGCCAAUGAAAGUGAUGAAGUUAGGCGGUUUCGGCAGCAAUUCGCACAGCUGGCUGGACCAGACAUGGAGGUGGGUGCCACUGACCUGAUGAAUAUUCUCAACAAAGUCCUUUCUAAGCACAAGGAUCUGAAGUCUGACGGCUUUAGUCUUGACACCUGCCGGAGCAUCGUGUCCGUUAUGGACAGUGACACCACUGGGAAGCUGGGCUUCGAAGAAUUUAAGUAUCUCUGGAACAACAUUAAGAAGUGGCAGUGCAUUUAUAAGCAAUAUGACAGGGACCAGUCCGGGUCUCUGGGAAGUUCUCAGGUGCGGGGGGCUCUGCAGGCAGCAGGCUUCCAGCUAAAUGAACAACUUUACCAAACGAUUAUCCGCCGAUAUGCAGAAGAGGAUGGAAGAAUGGAUUUUAACAGCUUCAUCAGCUGCCUGGUCCGCCUGGAUGCCAUGUUUCGUGCCUUCAGAUCCCUGGAUAGAGAUGCCGAUGGCCUGAUUCAGGUGUAUAUCCAAGAAUGGCUUCAGCUGACCAUGUAUUCCUGAAGUGGACACUGAGUCAGGCCUCUCCUUAGAGGACAGACCUGUUGGAAGCCUAGCAUGCUUUCUGCACGGUUGCAGAUACCCUAUCCAGAACUGUCCUUUCCUACCGAGCUCUUUCACAGUCCUACCUAUUUCUGAAUUUGUGCUGCUCUUUACCGCUUAAUUAAAACAGGUUUUUCAGACAGAGGUAUGUGGAAUGAUUGGACCGUGGGGACCUGCUGUAUAGCACAGAGAACUCUACGCAAUAUUCUGUGAAAAUGCAUGCGGGAAAGAAUCUGGGAGAAUGGAUGUGUGUGUAUACUUGUGUAAUUCAAUCACCUUGCUAUACAGCAGAAAUUAUCACAACAUUGUAAAUCAACUGUACGUCAAUAAAACUUUAAAGAAUGAAAAAAAAACCCAGAUUUUUCAGGGAAAAAAAUGUUCUGAAUGGUUUGCAUAUCAGCUUUUUGAGAUAUGGGAUUUAUAUGGACUCAUAUGUGUGACGCGGGGAUGCAGGGCAGGGCUCUAAUGAAGUAGAGUUUAAUAGGUCAUUGAUUAUUUGGUGAAUGAAUCCCAAAGAGCAGGAAAUGUGUUGUUGUUAAGAAUGCAAUUUUGAAAAAAAUCCUGGAAUAAAUCAAGAAAGCUCUCAGGAGAUACAUUUUUUUUUUUUCCUUUAAAAAGCUGAGGAGGAGGGAAAUUCAAAAUCUAAAUCUGUUUUUCUCUUUAUCACAUCUGGUCUUUCCAUUACAUAAAAAAAUAAAAUAAAAAAAGGAAAGGUGUUUUCCUGGAAACCUAUUUAACUCUAUAGAAACAGGUUUGGAAAUGUGAAAUUAAGCAGUUUUAUAUAAAGGUAGUACUUUUUUUAAAUGGUGGAGCAACUGUCUAAAAUCUAGGCUUCUUUUGUCCUAUUUCUCUAGUAAAAUAAGCAAGUAACAGUUUUGUUUUGAUAUAUUUGUAAAGAGGACCAGGGCGUUGGGAAUGGAAGGAUGUUCUUGUAGUUGAAAUGUCUCUGGUUGCCUUAAUGAAUCAAAAUAAUCACUCCUACAUGCACUUCACACAAAAUCAGGCACGCCCAGCCGAUGUGAGCCAGCUCUUGUCCUGUCUUGCCCUGCCUUGGAGCAAGGACUAUGCUUUCAUUCGUUUGAAAACUGCAGGCAGGGGGAAAAAAGUAAACAAAGAAAAAAGAAAAGAAAACAUACAGAAAUCAUAAUCAGUUAUUUGCUAUCUAAAGCAACAGAGAGAUAUGUAAAUAUUGCUGAGUCUAUUGCAGUGGUUCUCAGCCCUGACUGUAGUUAAGAAUCAUCGGGCAUACUGAUAGCUGAGUCCCACUCCAAAUGAGUUAAAUAAGAAUCUUUAGAGGUAGAACCCAGAGAUGAGUAUUUUUUCAAGCUCUUGGGCGAUUCUGAUGGCAACCGAGGUUGACAGCCACUGCUUUAAGUAUUUUCCUUAUCAGUCUCAGCUGAAAACUAAGAAGGCCCCGAAGGAGUCAGUGUUGCCAGCAUCAGAAAGAAGGAAGAUAGGAACAUGGAGAAACUGCCACCCCAAAGCCGUGUUAGUUGUGCCUGUCUUGUGAAUGGCCCUUGGUCUGGCUUUUUCAUUUAGAUUUAGGGGGCAAUAAAUAGAAUCCAGAAUCCUGGGCCCAGAGACUCAGCUAGAGAGGCUGCAUUUGGAAGUGCUCCGUUCAUCUGUCUGUUAUUUAAUUAGUUUCUACCCUUCCUGAUUCUCUGGUUUUUAAUGCGUUCCCUCUCUCCCAGUCUACCUUGGAGGAUCACCCUGAGUGUGAAGAUAAAUCCUUCCUCUUUUGACUCAUUUAGAGGCAAGUUGUAACUCUGGAAAUGAUGUAGCUGGCGUGUUAACAGCCCUCGGCUGCCUGUUAGGACACCCCAGUGAAAUGAGGAGAGGCUGGCAUUUGGGCCUCGUGCACACCAUCAUCACCAUCAUAUAAUAUUUAUGAAACACCACAUGUGUGUAAUUCCGAAUUGAGCCAAGCACAGAGGUCACGUUCAAAGGGCUUACAAUUUAAGCUUGGUCUUGGGAGCUCAUUAAAACAGGUGCUGUUAUAUAAGAAUAAGGCUGCUGCCAGAAACCACACAUUAAUAUCAGGAUCUCUGUUUUAGAAUAAGGCCACUAAUAUGUUAGGAAUAGUUGUAGUAAUAGAGGCAGGAAAGGGGAAAUCUGCCAAGAUGCCUUUUAAGGUCUCAAGAUAUGAAGUUUAUAAUUUAACCUUUCUUUGUGAUCGUUGGGGGAAAAUGUAGCCCCACUUUUCUCCUUUCACUUCAUUUUAAUGUUUUUUGAAAGUUAAGACAGUUCUCUUUCUCUCUUACUAGAAAUUAAUUAUUUCUCUUGCUCCUUAAUUUAAGGGAUUACUGACUUUUAUGAUUUUCUUCCUCCACACACAGGGAAAGACAUCCUAAAGUUCUUUAAGUUUCUCUUUUGUUCUAUUCUGAAUUUGCAAAAAAAUUGUACAGAUAACUGUAGGUACUGGAAUGGAUCCCAGAAAAUUUAGUCCAAAGUCUGGAUUUUUCCAGGUAACCAAACCAUCGGCAUUUUGUAGAACCAAUAGCCUAACGGGUGAUUGAAUUUCUUAGUUUCCAUCCAGGGAUUUUCUUUUCUUUCCUUUCCUUUUCUUUCUUUCUUUUUAGUUGAUGUUUUAAAGGCACAUUUUCCAUAUAAGAGGGAAUAUUUACCUGAUAAUUUUUUUAAAAUUUUGCCUUUUCUACAUGGAAGACGACUUAUAGCCUAAGAUGAAGGACUUUAACUCAUAUAAUUCCAUAUCAUUUUUAAAUUUCUAGAAGCAAAACAGUAUAGUAAGUUGAAAAUAAUAACUUUGUUUAAAUGUGAAAUUAUAUAUCUACAUUUUUAAAUUUCAAAAUAUCCCAUAUGAUUUUGAAAAACACCUUAAUCAUGAUAUGACCCAUUGAAUUCUAUCAGCUAAAAACAGCAGGAAAAAGAACUAUCUAGUCUGUACCUAAAAAAUGGCAAAAGUCCAAAAAAUAUUCAAAAAUUUUAUAUCAUCUUAAAGGUCACUUUAAAGGUAUUUUUUGAGUAAUAGUGCAUGUUUUUAAAAACUGUUUUAUAUAUCAACCUCAGUCAGAAAUUUCAUUGGUAAUAUUGUACAAGUAACCGAUAGUAGGGCCUUAAAAUGUAUUUGCAGACACUUCUGCAGGGCACUGAUAUUUAAUGUACCUAUUGAUCGUGAAGUGCUUUCAGAAUUACUUUUUUUAAAUGUCUAUUUUUAAUGCUAAGUGGAUUAAAACAAUUUAAUUCCUAGAAAAUUGGUAAUGCAAUUAUAUAGGUAGGUAGAAAGAUGCUCUUAUUAAAAAUAUUGAGGAAGGAGAAUACUUUAUCCCUGACUCUCCCUGGAUAACUGAGAAUUUACUGAAUUUGAAUAAUAGUAAUAUUCUUCCUGAGGAGUUCAGUUGGUUUUUAAAGGAAAGAACCACAGAUUUGAAGUAUAAUUUUUUUGACCAUGGAAUGGAUUUGAAUUUGAAAAAUUAAACAAGUGCAUUUUGCUGUACAGCAGAAAUUGACAGAACAUUGUGUAUCAACUAUAAUAAAAAAUUUAAAAAAGAUAAAUGAGUGCAUUUUGCUGUAUACCUUUUUAUUACCUAUUUUUGAAUAUGUUUUAUCAACUUACCUGCUUUAAUUUGAAUAAUUGGGAGUGAAAUUACCUAAAUGUUAAUUGUCAUUAUGGCAAUAGCUAGCGAGUUUGGUGACCUGAAGUAAAACUUAUAUCUCAAUUUUUUUCAUUGUAAAAAUGAAGACGUCGAAAGGAUAACUUUUAAGAUUCUUUCUAGUUCUAAAUUUUAUUAUUCUGAAUUUAGGACUUAAUGUAUUGUUUUAUUAGUCUAAUAAGAAAAUCUCUCAAAAUAAUUUCCAUGCCGCCUUUUUUCCUUUUCAUUACUAAGAUGAAAACUUACAAAUAAUUUCUCAUGUGAUUGAUUAUCAAGAGUUUGCUUUUAAUUCUUUUGUCAGUCAAAACCAUUCAUUUAAAACUGUUAAUGAAAAUCAGGGGUCCAGAAUAUUGCCUUAUUCUGUGAUUAGCAAUAAUAUUAAGGGUCUUUUACUUUUCUAUUUCUCCAUGUGAAAAAUAAGUUAACAUACUUGACCUGUAUUGUACCCAGGAUUCAGUAGUAUAGACAAAAAUUGGAUGCCUUACAAUAAAUUCAAAGGAGGAUUUCCAGUCAUAGUACCUAUGACUGUAUCUUCAGUGUCCAUAGAUCAUUUUUUUUGGCCACACCCAUGGCAUAUGAAAGUGCCUGGGCCAGGGAUUGAACCCACACCACAGCAGUGACC
Molecule: messenger RNA, 5376 nt
Organism: Sus scrofa (pig)
Lineage: Eukaryota; Metazoa; Chordata; Mammalia; Artiodactyla; Suidae
Source: RefSeq, a predicted model, not a curated record